This is a messenger RNA of Dacryopinax primogenitus, 873 nucleotides long. RefSeq lists its product as uncharacterized. Gene Ontology annotation, cellular component: mitotic spindle; DASH complex. The record is from RefSeq and is a predicted model, not a curated record. The coding region runs from base 1 to 873 and encodes 290 amino acids. Gene Ontology annotation, biological process: mitotic cell cycle. NCBI's taxonomy places the organism in Eukaryota, Fungi, Basidiomycota, Dacrymycetes, Dacrymycetales, Dacrymycetaceae. The transcript is spliced from 3 exons.
AUGUCGCUCACAGACUCGCCACCAACGCCGCACUUAUCCUCACAAGAUGAUCUUGUUGACCUGAAGGAUCUAUCCCUGUCUGAUCUCGCUGGGCCGGAUACACCUCGGGCGCAGAAACCGUUCAGCUUGUUCGCUGAGACUCCGGAUCAACCACCACGAGCUCAGGCUGCAGGGAGUGACCAGCCAGCUGCUUCAACCUCUCGCCUAAUUGAGAAGAGCAUUGCAGGGAAAAGCGGCUUGCAGGAAGAGAUGGAUGGUGAGGCCGAGAGGAGGACACGAGGGCCUCGGACGAAUAGGGCCGAGAGGCUCGAGACGGAGCUGUUUGAGCUCAAGCAGCUUAAUCAGGUCUUUUCCGACUAUCUGACGUCGCUGGAGGCGGCAAAAGAUCAUAAUUCUCGGCUAGCAGCACAGGUGGAUCGUACGAACGCUUUACUCGACAAGUAUGUCGCUAUCCUCGGCCAGGCGCAACAUACACAAGAGCUGGUGCUGAAUCCUGAAUGGCAAGGCGCUGAAGCUGAUGAGCUCGCUAUCCUCGAACAACGACAAAGAGAGCACGAGGAACGUGUACGCAUUGCAAGGGAAGAAAAAGAGCGGAAAGAGCGUGAAGAACGCGAGAGACUCGCUAAAGCGGAGCGAGAAGAACAGGAACGCGAGGCGCGAGAGCGGAAGGAAGCGAUGGGUUCCCGCGGCAGAGGUCGGGGCGUAAGUGGUGUAAGAGGAGUACGAGGGGUGCGGGGAACGAGGGGAACGACUACAACCACGGCUCCCAGGGGUCGGGGUGUCUCUUCUACCACUGGUGAUGCGUCGAAACCUCGAUCAUCUAUGAUGCCACGGCCGUCCGUAGCUGCUGGCCGUGGCAGAGCUCGGCCCUAA